UUGUCGUACGCGUGUAAUUGUGGCCGUAGAUUUUCUCAUUUCAACGAGGACUUCUUUUUCCUGUUUAUACGUCAGAUGUUCCCAUCGCUUCGCGAAUGCAUCAUGAAAGCAACUGGCGACUCAACAGAUUAGCAGUCCACUGUUGCUUUUUAUGGGAGCCCUUUCAGAAAUAUCAAGAAUAACCCGUCAUUUUAGUAGUUUUCUGCCAAUACCCCGCGUGCGAGUCCGGUACUUCUCCGAGUCUGUCAAGUGAAGGAAAUGACAUGUUAACUGGAAAAACUUGGUCCUGCAAUUUCUGCGUGUUUUGAAGUGGACAGCAACGUCUACGGUGCUCUGAAGGAGACGGAGACAUGGAGUUCGGACAGGGGCCAUCUAAGUAGCAUCGAUCGUCUCAUAUUUCAGGCCCUAAAAUCAUCAACACCACGUUUCAUCAAGCCAACUAAAUGUAAAGAAUUCCUUUGGGUCAAGCAAUAAUGGAUAUUUUUCCUCGGCCAAGCGGCGAAAUCCAGAGGAGGAACCCCCAGAAUGACUUUGAGCUCAUUCAGAGGGUGGGAAGUGGCACAUAUGGAGACGUGUAUAAGGCACGAAACAUUCAGACGGGUGAGCUUGCUGCUGUGAAGAUCAUAAAGCUGGAACCGGGGGAUGACUUUUCCAUCAUACAGCAGGAAAUCUUCAUGGUGAAGGAAUGCAUGCACCAGAAUAUCGUGGCCUACUUUGGGAGCUACCUCUGUCGGGAGAAACUUUGGAUAUGUAUGGAGUACUGUGGUGGAGGAUCCCUACAGGAUAUCUAUCAUGUGACUGGACCUCUGUCGGAGCUUCAGAUCGCAUAUGUCUGCAGAGAGACCUUACAGGGUUUAGGUUACCUGCACACCAAGGGCAAGAUGCACCGUGAUAUUAAGGGUGCCAACAUACUUCUAACAGACAACGGAGAUGUGAAGUUAGCUGACUUCGGAGUCGCAGCCAAAAUAACAGCCACCAUUGCCAAAAGAAAGUCUUUCAUUGGAACACCUUAUUGGAUGGCUCCAGAAGUAGCAGCGGUUGAAAAGAACGGUGGCUACAACCAGCUGUGUGAUAUCUGGGCUGUUGGCAUCACGUCCAUUGAGUUGGCCGAGCUACAGCCUCCAAUGUUUGAGCUGCAUCCGAUGAGAGCCUUGUUUUUGAUGUCAAAAAGUAGCUUCCAGCCUCCCAAGCUAAAAGAUAAAAACAAAUGGUCUACUGCGUUCCAUAACUUUGUGAAAGUGUCUCUAACGAAGAACCCAAAGAAGCGUCCCACUGCAGAAAAACUUCUUACGCAUGUCUUUGUGGCCCAGACAGGCUUGACAAGAAGGCUUGCAGUCGAUCUCCUUGAUAAGAUGGACAACCCAGACAACCACCAGCAUUAUGGUGACAUCGAUGAUGAUGACCUCGAGCCGCUCUCCGCAGUCAGACACACCAUCCGCUCCACCAACAAACAGGCCAGGGCCGAAAGGACGCGUUCUGAGAUAAACUUUGACAAGCUCAAGUUUAAUCCGCCUCUCCCCAAGGAAACCGAGGCUCAUUCUGAUAUGGAUGUGAAUAAAGAUAAUGACUUCCCUUCCCCCUGGAGCCCCUUUGCUGAGGGAGGAAUAACAACCAGCGGGCACGUCACUCAUCUGGAAGAUGCCUUUGAAGAAGUUGAACUGUCUACUCUGAAGCCAGGUGUUCCACCCCCCCUGCCCCCAAAGCCUCGAUUAAACAGUUCGUCUGAGGAGAUUGGGCUAAAUGAAGACAGGUGCCUGACAGUUCGGCGGUUCCCCAAUACAGAGAAUGGAUCCAGCCAGGUCUCUCGUAGACAAAGCACACCCGAGCAGGGCAACAAGGUGGAGCAUUCAUCAACAGACUUCCUCUCCGCCAGCGUCAGCAGCCCCGGCCUUUUGUCUCACGCGUCUGAUCCUGAUAAUGAUUCAGAUGGCAGCUCGAGCGGAGGCAGUCCGAAAGUGCCGCCCAACCGGGAGCACCGGAAAAAGGAAUUCCCUAAACCAGCAAUCAACGGCCUGCCACCAACUCCUAAAGUACUGAUGGGAGCCUGUUUCUCCAAAGUGUUUGAUGGCUGUCCAUUGAAAAUCAACUGUGCCACAUCAUGGAUUCAUCCAGACACAAAAGAUCAGUACCUAAUCUUUGGGACAGAGGAUGGCAUCUAUACCCUGAAUCUUAAUGAGCUUCAUGAGGCCACAAUGGAGCAGCUUUUCCCCAGGAAGUGCACGUGGCUGUACGUCAUUAACAACAAUCUGAUGUCUUUGUCAGGGAGGUCUUUCCAGCUGUACUCCCACAAUCUCAUUGGGCUCUUCGAGCAGCUAAAGAAGCCCGGCCUGGCAGCUCAGUUCCAGACUCAUCGCUUUCCAGACAAAAUUCUGCCCAGGCGAUUUGCCUUGACAACCAAGAUCCCCGAUACUAAGGGCUGUCACAAAUGCUGCAUCGUAAGAAACCCGUACACAGGUCACAAGUACUUGUGUGGGGCUCUCCAGUCUGGAAUUGUCCUUUUACAGUGGUAUGAGCCCAUGCAGAGGUUCAUGCUUAUCAAGCACUUCGACUUCCCUCUUCCGAGCCCGCUGAAGGUGUUUGAGAUGCUGGUGGUCCCAGAGCAGGAGUAUCCCCUGGUGUGUGUGGCCAUCAGCCAGGGGACAGAGUCAGGUCAGGUGGUCCGCUUUGAGACCAUCAACCUAAACUCUUGCUCAUCUUGGUUUACAGAAAUGGGAACAACUAAUCAGCAAGUGGAUGCGAUCCACGUCACCCAGCUGGAGCGGGACACUGUGCUGGUGUGUCUGGACCAUAAUUUAAAGAUCGUUAAUCUACAAGGCAGGCUGAAGUCCAACAAGAAACUGGCUUCUGAGCUCAGCUUCGACUUCGGCAUCGAGUCUGUUGUGUGCCUUCAGGACAGCGUCCUGGCCUUCUGGAAGCAUGGCAUGCAGGGCAAGAGCUUCAAGUCUAACGAGGUGACUCAGGAGAUUUCUGAUCCAAGCAGAGUCUUCCACCUCCUUGGAUCAGACAGGGUGGUGGUUCUGGAGAGCCGACCAACCGACAACCCAAUGGCCCUGAGCAACCUCUACAUUUUAGCAGGUCAUGAGAACAGUUACUGAUCGUCAGCAAGAGACUGAAUGCCUCUUCCCCGUGGGUGGGAGGCCCUUGAUGUGGGAGGAACUUCCAGAUUUGGACCUACAGUAAGCUGCUUUUGUAUAGCCACAAGUCCGGUUUUGAACCGUUAUUGGGAGCUUUUGGUACCGAUCGCAGGAUCAACAGGUCAGUAAAAGAGGAGCCUCUUGGGCGUGGAUUCAUGAGUAGCCUUACACCAGCAAGACGCUGGCUGUAGCACCCCUCAACACAAAUAAUGAGGAGACCAGUUCAAGCUGGAGGCAGCAGACACCAUAGAAGCUCAAGGGAGCUUUAUUACAGUACCUAGUUUUUUUUCUCACUUUUCCAUACAGUGGACUGUUUCACCAACAAGUCAUCUAGAAGUAUUACUGAAAGAAAAAAGUGCCAUUAAAAUUCACAAGAAAUGUGAUUGUAAUAGGAAACAAUGGGAGAUUAACUGUUCUCUGUCUGUAACGUGUCUGUAUAAUCAUUGCUGGGGGGUCGGAGACUUUACAAAAUCAAUCGUCAAAACUAAUUGAUCCGUUUAAUCAGAAACCUACGAGACCCGUGGGUUAUUUAAGCAAUAUUUAUUAACCUCAUGUUCAGUCAGAGGGACUGUUGGGUUUCCAGACAGUGAUAGAGUGGUCUGCUGUGUGAGGAUUAACUACCUAGUGAACAGUUCCUCAGCAGCUUUUGGUUAUUUUAACUGCUUUGUAAUAUAGUUGCUACUCCUGCUCUGCUGCAGUUUUUAGAACGCAGAUUUAAUGUAAAUGUUUUUCUUUACAACCCCUCUUUUAUAGACGUUUUACUCUCAUUAUUUGCACCAUUUAAGCACUUUUGUACAUUUUUUUUUAUUUAAAAUGAAAUGACAAAAUGAGGGACGAUGCUAGGUUUCAUUAACAUCUCUGCAUUCCCUUUGCAAAAUGUUUAAUGUAUACUUUGGAUUUCCCACCCCUUUUUUUGUAAUAAAAAAAAGCUGUUAACAUGA
Molecule: messenger RNA, 4075 nt
Organism: Menidia menidia (Atlantic silverside)
Lineage: Eukaryota; Metazoa; Chordata; Actinopteri; Atheriniformes; Atherinopsidae
Source: the annotation of a GenBank genome assembly